CGGCGGUGCUUCGAGCCGCCGUACCGUGUGCGCAGCGGGCCGACGGAGACCAGUGAUGGGCCCGCGAAGUUCUGGGCCCGCUGUGUGCUUGGCUGCGCCUUCCUCCCGACCUCGGCCCCCAGCCUCGGAUCGCCGCCUCGCACCCGCUGGGCUCCCGGCGCCGCACUCGCCCCUUCUCGUCUGGCCCGCUACGGGCGGAGGGCGGCGGUCGUCCCGGACUUGGAGCCGCUGGCCCGCCCGGACUAAAGAGACCUCGGCUGAGAAGCGGCGCCCGCUUCCGCGGAUCUGCGGUGGAGGGUCCAGAGCGGGCCCCGCUUCAGGGGUGAAGACGACAGCGACGGCCCUGCGGGCUGGAAGGACCCAGGAGGCUGGGCAGCAACUUUGGGAUGACUUGGGAGCCCACUCCACCAGGAGGAAAAUGCAUCCUGCGUGGGGUCCUGACACCUGCAGAUGGAGCUUUGCCAUGAUUUCUUCUGGAUGUUUUUGUAAAGAGAUUAUUUCUGUAGAGAAAUGCCACUUCAGCAUCAUAUACACAGUCAUAAAAUUCAUAUCAAGAAAUGGGACCAGUCAGUCUUCCCUGCAACCUGAGGCAAAGAGAAAAAAGUCACACCCUAGUAAGUCCCUUCACUCACCUGUAUUGUUACUUUUCCAACAUUAAAGUAAUUGAGAUCCACUGAAAAGUGGAAGUUUAAGUACAUUAAAAUUCAGAACAUUAUUUUGAGUUCUACUAUUUUAUUGAUGCCAAACCAGAAUUUAGUAUGCCUUAAUGUCCCUAGCUUUCGAAAAGCUAAUUUAUCAAUAUGUUAAUAUCCCUUGUAGCUUGUCAUUUUCAAACGGGAUUAUCAUUGUGCUUGAUGAUUUCUCCUGAAGUAGUGUUGAACAUAAUUUUUAAAAAUUAUCUUCAUCCACUAAUAUGUUCUUUGCCAGACCUCUGUGUGAAUGUAUUUGUUAAAACAUCCAUAAAUUAACCAAGGGAGCAUCUGCCUAUUUUGAUACAUGAUUAGAGUGAGCAAAUUUCAUGAGUCAGGUUUAGAAGAUCAAAAUAUGAUGAUGUCUUUUCUCUCCAUGCCACCUACUGCAUGCUUCUUAAAACCAUCUAAGGUGAAGUCGUUACCAAAUGAAACAAACCUGUUUCCACUCAGCCAACAUACAGCAAAGCAAAACACUGACCUGAGCAGUGAAACCCAACCCUGACUUUGGGAUGUGGUUUUUUUGACAUUGGGAAAGAAGGUGGGCGUUCCCCAAGCAAGGAGAAUGGAUAGCUAAAGGUUAAAGCCCUGCACUCACUAUUGGCUUCUAAGCAAGGGCUUAUAAAGGUUAUGGGAAAGGGUUGCAGGAUGUGUGAUGAGCUUGUGGCAUUGUUCUGACGGGUCCGUGGUGAGGUGACGGGACUGUUUGAGGAGUGUUAGGUGUCAGCCUUCUGGCUCCACUGAGGCUAGAGUCCACGUGCUCCUCAUUGUCAGUAGGUGGCUCAUCUGGUGGGGCCUAAUUUCCUGUAAAACAAGGGAAGGAUACAUGAGUCAAGUGUCAGUCUGUGGCUUUGAGGGGGAAAUCAGAGUCCUGGGCCAUUUUAGUUUGCUUUACCUUGGUUUGCGAACCCCAUUUUCUUUCAUCUUAACUUACACAUUCUGAUUCCCAUACUGUGGGUCAUAAUUGAUGGACCCAGUCUUGUAUAUCAAUGAGAUG
Molecule: messenger RNA, 1686 nt
Organism: Manis pentadactyla (Chinese pangolin)
Lineage: Eukaryota; Metazoa; Chordata; Mammalia; Pholidota; Manidae
Exons: 3
Coding region: 56-658 (200 amino acids)
Source: RefSeq, a predicted model, not a curated record